Messenger RNA from Elephantulus edwardii (Cape elephant shrew), 1464 nucleotides. RefSeq names its product CDC-like kinase 1 (gene CLK1). Gene Ontology annotation, cellular component: nucleus. Gene Ontology annotation, biological process: protein phosphorylation; regulation of RNA splicing. Gene Ontology annotation, molecular function: protein tyrosine kinase activity; ATP binding. The transcript has 12 exons. NCBI's taxonomy places the organism in Eukaryota, Metazoa, Chordata, Mammalia, Macroscelidea, Macroscelididae. The record is from RefSeq and is a predicted model, not a curated record.
AUGAGAUACUCAAGAAGAAUUUACUGUCCUAAUUGGGAUGACAAGGGUUGGAAUUGUGGAACAUGGAGGAGCAUCAGCGGUUACAAAAGGAAGAGAUCACAUAGCCGUGCUUGGGAGAAUAAACGCUGCAAAUAUAAUCACUCCAAAACAUCGGAUAGCCAUUAUUUGGAAAGCAGAUCUAUAAAUGAGAAAGGUUAUCAUAGUCGUCGCUACAUUGAUGAAUACAGAAAUGACUACAGUCAAGGAUGUGAACCUGGGCAUCGCCAUAGACACCAUGAAAGCAGAUAUCAGAACCAUAGUAGCAAAUCUUCUGGUGGAAGUGGGAGAAGUAGUUAUAAAAGCAAACACAAGAUUCACCACAGUACUUCACAUCAUCGUUCACAUGGGAAGAGUCACCGAAGGAAAAGAACCAGGAGUGUAGAGGAUGAUGAGGAGGGUCACCUGAUCUGUCAGAGUGGAGACGUACUAAGUGCAAGAUAUGAAAUUGUUGGUACAUUAGGUGAAGGAGCUUUCGGGAAAGUAGUAGAGUGCAUCGAUCAUAAAGCAGGAGAUAGACGUGUCGCGGUAAAAAUAGUAAAAAAUGUAGACAGAUACUGUGAAGCUGCUCGCUUAGAAAUACAAGUUCUGGAACACUUAAAUACAACAGAUCCUGACAGUACAUUCCACUGUGUUCGGAUGUUGGAGUGGUUUGAACAUCAUGGACAUGUUUGUAUUGUGUUUGAACUAUUGGGACUCAGUACAUAUGACUUCAUUAAGGAAAAUGGCUUUCUACCAUUUCGAAUGGAUCAUAUCAGGAAGAUGGCUUACCAGAUAUGCAAAUCUGUGAAUUUUUUACACAGCAAUAAAUUGACUCACACAGACUUAAAGCCUGAAAACAUCUUAUUUGUACAGUCGGACUACACGGAGGAAUAUAACCCCACAAUGAAACGUGAUGAGCGUACCUUAAUUAAUCCAGAUAUUAAAGUGGUAGAUUUUGGAAGUGCAACAUAUGAUGAUGAACAUCACAGUACAUUGGUGUCUACAAGACAUUACAGAGCACCAGAAGUUAUUUUAGCCCUAGGAUGGUCUCAGCCAUGUGAUGUCUGGAGUAUAGGAUGCAUUCUUAUUGAAUACUACCUUGGGUUUGCUAUAUUUCCAACUCAUGACAGUAAGGAACACUUGGCAAUGAUGGAACGAAUUCUUGGACCUUUACCAAAACACAUGAUACAGAAAACCAGGAAACGUAAAUACUUUCAUCAUGAUCGAUUAGACUGGGAUGAGCACAGUUCUGCUGGCAGAUAUGUUUCGAGACGUUGUAAACCUCUGAAAGAAUUGAUGCUUUCUCAGGAUGCUGAACAUGAGCUUCUGUUUGACCUCAUUCAGAAAAUGUUGGAAUAUGACCCAGCCAAAAGAAUUACUCUCAGAGAUGCUUUAAAACAUUCUUUCUUCUCCCCCCCUUGAAAAAAACUACAUAAAUCUAUAUAG